This is a messenger RNA of Hemicordylus capensis (graceful crag lizard), 4505 nucleotides long. It is a transcript of the gene ADAMTSL2, whose product is annotated as ADAMTS like 2. Gene Ontology annotation, cellular component: extracellular matrix. Bases 311 to 3208 code for a protein of 965 amino acids. The transcript has 19 exons. NCBI's taxonomy places the organism in Eukaryota, Metazoa, Chordata, Lepidosauria, Squamata, Cordylidae. The record is from RefSeq and is a predicted model, not a curated record. Gene Ontology annotation, biological process: extracellular matrix organization.
CACUGUCUGCCUGACAGCUAUAAAGCUGACUGGAGUUGACUUGGGGAAACCGCUAAUCAGCUCCUUCUUGCUGGCCGCCUGGGCCCUUUGCCUGCCCUUUGAAGUUUGAGGAGAGAGCCUGGAGAGGAGAAGGGAGGGCCAAUUGCAGUGUGUCUGCAAUUUCUGCCCUUCCUCGCCCCUCCCUCCCUCCCUCCUGCUGCCGGUCCUGCACCAGCCCCGAGCUCAUUCUCCACAGACCCGCCGCUUGCACCUGGUGCCCAGAGCAUCUUCGGCACGUUUCGAGACGCACAUCUGGCCGGCAGGCUCCAGGAUGAAGAGAAUCCGGCAGAGCUGGGACCACAGCUUCUUCUCCUCCUGGGCUCGCCUGACGGGGACUCUGGCCCUUCUACUCUUCGUGGGGGACCUCGCCUUGGUGAGCUCCCAGGAUCAUGUCCAGACUUCCAACAGCCUCGAAGAAGGAGCCGACGUCACGGCCUAUUGGUGGGGCGAGUGGACCAAAUGGACGGCCUGCACCCGGACGUGCGGAGGAGGCGUCAAGUCCCAGGAGAGGCACUGCCUCCGGCAGAGGAGGAAGUCAGUGACGGGGCUUGCUAAUAAAACCUGCACCGGGACCUCUAAGAGAUACCAGCUGUGCAAAGUACAACAGUGCCCUCUGAAUGGCCGGAGCUUCCGGGAAGAGCAGUGCACCUCCUUCAACUCUCACGUGUACAACGGACGGACAUAUCAAUGGAAACCUUUAUACCCCGAUGACUAUGUCCACAUCUCCAGCAAACCUUGUGACCUGCAUUGUACCACCGUCGACGGUCAAAGGCAGCUAAUGGUCCUGGCCCGGGAUGGGACGUCCUGUAAAUACGCUGAUUUCCGAGGGGUUUGCGUGUCUGGAAAAUGUGAGCCCAUUGGAUGCGAUGGGGUACUGUUCUCGACCCACACGUUGGAUAAAUGUGGCGUCUGCCAAGGGAAUGGGAGCAGCUGCACUCACGUGACGGGGAGUUACAGAAAGGGAAAUUCGCAUCUUGGCUACUCUCUGGUGACGCACAUUCCUACUGGAGCAAGAGACAUCCAGAUCGUGGAGCGGAAGAAAUCUGCUGACGUCUUGGCUGUUGCAGACGAAGCAGGUUAUUAUUUCUUCAAUGGGAAUUACCGAGUAGACAGCCCCAAAAACUUCAACAUCGCAGGCACCAUCUUCAAAUACCGGAGACCGAUGGACAUUUAUGAGACCGGCAUAGAAUACAUUGUUGCGCAAGGUCCAACCAAUCAGGGCUUGAACAUUAUGGUAUGGAACCAAAAUGGAAAGAACCCAUCAAUCACCUAUGAGUAUACCCUUCUCAGGAGGCCACUUCUAAGAAACAUCCAACCAAUUUACUAUACAUUCUCUGACAGCGAAGAAAGCAGAGAGUUUGAUGGGGAAGACCCGUUGGGGUUUGUCCAGCACAACACAAGCUUCUUUGGGACUCUCUCCAAGGAAAAGAUCCACCUGGAGAAUCAAGUCUUUGGAAGGCAAGAGAUAGUUGAAGACCUGGACUUGAGCAAAAUUCAGGAGACCAACGAAGUCUACGAAAGGACAGAAGCCAAUGACUGUGACCCAAUGCUGAAGGGCAAGCCGCCCAAAGAUUCCAACACAACCAAGUCCAGUUACAUGACAGAAGGAAACGGGCGAGAAUUCGACUCCCGGCUGACUUCUAAAGAAUUCCUUUCGGAAAACGCCAUCACCCACAAGCUUCUGGACAAGGCGUCUGACUCAAAAGAAUCGGUGCGGAACAAGACGGCAAACAACAGCCUCUUUUCUCCGAGGGACCCGGUCAACUCGGUUGGAUCCCACAUAGACAGCCUUUAUGUCGAUUACGACGACAAUGACGAGAUUGUGGCAUACACCGUCAACGGCACCUUCAUGGAGCUGAGCAGCGACAAAAUCAUCAACUCCUCUUCAGAGGCCCAGCUUUUCAAUGCAACUGUUCUGGUCGCUAGUCCUCAAGGGAACAGAACCCACAAAGCAAGGAACCGGUUGAAACUCUUCAGAAAGGGCCACAAUAUGAGUCCUGCGGACAUGUACCGGUGGAAGCUCUCCUCCCACGAACCCUGCAGCUCAACCUGUACCACAGGCGUGAUGUCCACCUAUGCCAUGUGUGUCCGCUAUGAUGGGAUCGAGGUGGACGACAUGUACUGUGAUGCCAUGACCCGCCCAGAGCCAGUCCACGAAUUCUGCGCGGGAAGGGAUUGCCAGCCAAGGUGGGAGACCAGCAGCUGGAGUGAAUGUUCCCGGACCUGCGGCGAAGGGUACCAGUUCCGCAUCGUCCGAUGCUGGAAGAUGAUCUCUCCCGGGUUUGACAGUUCAGUCUACAGCGACCUGUGUGAAUCUGCUGAUAUCACCCGGCCCGAAGAACGGAAGAUCUGCAAAAAUCCCGCCUGUGGGCCACAGUGGGAGAUGUCCGAGUGGUCAGAGUGUACAGCCAGGUGUGGCGAGCGGAGUGUGGUAAUCAGAGACAUCCGGUGCUCGGAAGAAGAGAGGCUCUGUGAUGCCGGCACCAGACCGCCAGCGGAGAAGAAUUGCACUGGCUCCCCCUGUGAUCGGCAGUGGACGGUUUCUGACUGGGGCCCGUGCAGCGGAGGCUGUGGACAGGGCCGAAUGAUCAGGCAUGUAUACUGCAAAACCAGCGACGGGCGUGUGGUGCCGGAAUCUCAGUGUAACCUAGAGAGUAAGCCGCUUGCAAUCCAUCCUUGUGGGGAUAAGAAUUGCCCUUCGCACUGGCUGGCCCAGGACUGGGAAAGGUGUAACACCACGUGCGGCCGAGGGGUGAAGAAGCGGAUUGUGUUGUGCCUUGAGAUUGUCAACGGGAAAAUAAAAACUCGCAGCCCAUCGGAAUGUGAAAUUGCCAAGAAACCCACCGAGGAAUCCACCUGCUUUGAGCGACCUUGCUUUAAGUGGUACACGACCCCUUGGUCCGAGUGUACGAAAACCUGUGGGAUUGGUGUGAGGAUGCGGGAUGUCAAAUGCUACCAGGGCAAGGAUCUUGUCCGGGGCUGCGAUCCACUCAUCAAGCCUGUCGGCAAACAGACCUGCGAUCUUCAGCCGUGCCCAACUGAACCACCAGACGACAGCUGCCAGGAUCAGGCUGGGACGAACUGUGCGCUGGCCAUCAAGGUGAAUCUCUGCAGCCACUGGUACUACAGCAAAGCCUGCUGCCGCUCUUGCAGGACCCCCCAUUCCUAAGAGGGGGCGGAAGGAGCAAGGGACCCGCCAGGCCUGACGGGCAGCCAGGGGGCUGACUCGGCCCUUUCCCGCCGCCAUGUUGUUGCCACCGAGGAGAUGGGCAGAAAGCCGGCAGAGUGGCAGCGGCAGCACCCCCCUCGGCCUUGGUCCUCUCUCUUACACCCUCUCCUGCUCCAGAACGUGCCACUCUCUUUGGCCCCAAGGCAGGACCUUUGCUACUACUGUCGACCGGCCUCCGCUGCUGCUCAGAGAACAGUUGUGUACAUAGCAGCUUGAAUACUUGCUCAUGCCUGGUGGUCUCUGAACAGCUUUAUCCCUGGUUUCUCGCCAUUAUCACAACAUUUGAGCAGCGUGGGCCUUUCCCUUUUUGACAGCCGUGCCCCCAACGCCCCACCCCGCGCAAAACUCUGCAUUUGCACACAUCCUUUCCACCUUCUCAUUUGAAUCCAUUUGCAUCCAGAGCCCUCCUGAACUGCCCAGUUUGCAUGUUUUUGGCUCUCCCUGUGGAGUUGCCAAGGAGAAGUUUCUUCCUUUGUAACAUCCAAUUUGCUCUUUGCAUGACAUCUGAUCAAUCAGAUCAACUGCUACGUCAGCUAUCACCUUGCUCCUUUCCUGGGCAAGCUGUCUGCCUUUAAACAGAUUUGUUUAAAGUGACACAUGUAUCUUUUAUUUUCUUAAAAACAAACAAAUAAAAGGGAGCAGUUGCAAAACUGCAGGGAUUGUAUACUGGGAAGGGCAAAAACAGGUCUCGGUGAUGGCAUGGGCACUAGCCAGUCUCUGCCAUCACUCACAGCCAGCUGUUACUACAAUUGUUUUAAAAACAUAACGCAACAGGAUCCUGGAGAGGAAAAGGUACCCUUGGACUGAAUGUGUUGUGAGCACUUGCAGGCUGCUCUAUGCUUUCUUUACCUGUUGAAUGUCAGCCUCUCACUGGCUAUUCCUUCCCUACUUCCACAUACUGUAUCCUUUACUCUUUUUUUAUUUUUGGCAACAAUGAGUUGAAAUUAAUGCUGCCCAGGUGACUAAGCCAAAGCCUCUGAGAUGUAAUAUUUAGGUGUGAACUUUUUCAGAGAAUUUUAUCUUGUAACCAAACUCCAGGCCUGUAGUCCUUAAUUAAAGUGACAUAAUGCCAACAUAUUGUAUAGAAUAAUGAAAACAUAACUGCACUUUAUAUCACAAAGAGAGUCACGUGCUCUUUUUUAAUAUAUUUGUUUACAAACGGUGAACUUUAUCCUUUAACCGUAGAUCUGUACCCGUAUGUAUAUUUUAAAUAAAAUUUGUCAUAUUUAUGGUGCCA